AUGUUCAGGUCGUGGAAGCAGGAUCCAGAGUCAGUUCAUGUUUCUUGGAGGACAUACUUCCGCAACAUGGAGGACCGGUCAAGGCCCGCAUCAGAGGCCUUCCAGCCACCACCAGGACUUGUAUCGUCUCGUCAACCGUUGGCCGCACCGGGGCUCGACUCCGGCCAGACAGCCGAGGUGCUAUUACAUCUCAAAGUUCAGCAUUUGGUGCGCGCGUAUCAGUCCCGGGGACACUAUCAUGCCAAGACGGAUCCUUUGGGUGAACGAGUGAAUGCCUUCCACGUGGGUCCCAAUCAAUCUGGUCUCGCACGCGCCGUCGAGCUUGAGCCAUCCUACUAUGGAUUUACUGAGAAGGACAUGGACCGCCAUUUCAACCUCGGCCCCGGCAUACUUCCUCGCUACGCAACGGAGGGCAGAAAGUCAAUGAAGCUACGUGACAUUAUAGCGGCCUGCGAGCAGAGGUACUGCGGCAGCUAUGGAGUUGAGUAUCUGCACAUCCCAGACCGCGCCAAGUGUGACUGGCUAAGGGAUCGUCUUGAGAUACCCAACCCGUCCAAGUUCUCACUAGAGGAGAAACGCAGAAUUCUUGAUGGCCUCAUCUGGGGAACGUCAUUUGAACGAUUCCUGGCCGCCAAGUUCCCCAACGAGAAGCGAUUUGGCUUAGAUGGCUCCGAAGGACUCGUCCCCGGUGUCAUGUCCAUUAUUGACCACAGCGCCGACAUCCAUGGUGUGCAAGAUAUCACGAUCGGCAGCUGUCAUCGCGGGCGCCUGACCAUGCUUGGAACCGUGUAUGGAAAGGCACCAGAAGCCAUAUUUGCUGAAUUCGCUGGGCGGGUUCGCUCGGAUAUGCUGCGAAACAUGGCUGGCGAUGUCAAGUACCACCUUGGCCACCAGGGCCAGCGCGUCUCUCCAGAUGGGCAUAUUGUGGAUAUUUCUGUCCUUGCGAACCCCUCACAUCUCGAGGCAGUUGAUCCCGUCGCCACAGGCAAGGCCUUUGCAACCCAGCGAUUGAACAACGACCCGGAGAAGAAGAGAAACAUGUGUGUCACUCUUCACGGCGACGCUGCUAUUGCAGGACAGGGUAUUGUCUACGAGACUCUCGGGUUGUCCCGCUUGCCGGCCUACGACGUGGGUGGCACAAUUCGGCUUGUUGUGAACAAUCAGGUUGGGUUCACGACGGAUGUUCAUCAUUCCAGAUCAACCCCUUAUGCAUCAGAUAUCGCCAAGGUCGUCGACGCGCCUAUCUUCCAUGUCAAUGCUGAUGACGUGGAGUCGGUUGUCUUCCUCUGCAAACUAGCGGCAGACUGGCGAGCCACGUUCCAUAGCGACUGCGUUGUGGACAUCAUCUGCUACCGUAAGUUUGGCCAUAACGAAUUCGACCAGCCCAGCUUCACGCAACCUCUGAUGUACCAGAAGGUUGCUGCACAGACACCCUCGUUGGAGAAGUACGUUCAAAAACUGGUGUCCGAAGGCUCGUUUACGAUGGAAGAGAUCAAUUCUCGGCGCGAGAGUGUCUGGAACCGUCUGAACGAGAUGUACGACAGCAGCAGGGACUUCGUCUCGUCUCGGGAAGCAUUCACAGCCCCGUGGCAGAGUCUGGAGUCUCCGGAGAGUCUGAAGAACAAUGUUAUACCACCCGCCACCACAGCCAUUGACCAAGCAACUGUUGAGCAGGUGGCUACCAAGGCUUUAAGCGUCCCCAGUGGCUUUCAGCUACACAGUAACUUGGAAAGGAUCCUUGCGGGCCGCAAGAAGGCCCUGCACGACGGAAAGGUAGACUGGUCUACCGCAGAAGCAUUGGCCUUUGGAACUCUUUGUCUUGAGAACCAUCCCGUGCGUCUUACAGGACAAGACGUCCAACGAGGAACAUUCUCACAGCGUCACGCUGUGCUGCACGACCAGGAGACUGGCGAAUCUUGGACACCCUUGAAUAACCUUUCUCCGGAGCAGGCACCAUUCGAGGUAGAGAACUCGCCGCUGAGUGAGUUUGGUGCCCUGGGCUUCGAGUACGGCGUGACAUUGGCCGAUCCACACUCACUCGUCAUGUGGGAGGCUCAGUUCGGAGAUUUCGCGAACAAUACGCAGGUCAUCAUUGACAACUUUAUUGCCAGCGGAGAGACGAAAUGGCUUGACCGGUCUGGCCUGGUCCUCUCUUUGCCACACGGCUAUGAUGGACAAGGCGCUGAGCACUCGUCUGCCCGCAUCGAACGCUUCUUGAUGCUCUGCUCGGAGGAGGGUAGGGUAUACCCAUCUGAACCUGAACGCGCUCAUCAAGAUGCCAAUAUGGGACUGGUCUACAUGACUACGCCCGCGAAUUACUUUCACGUUCUACGUCGGCAGAUGAGAAGAGAGUACAGAAAGCCUCUGGUCAUCUUUUUUUCGAAAUCGCUUCUUCGCCACCCGUUAACUCGUUCUGAUAUUGCCGACUUCACUGGCUCAUCAACUUUCCAACCAGUUAUCACCGACCCCGAGCACGGCCACUCCAUCGAGGAUCCGGAAUCCAUCCAGCGGGUUAUUCUCUGCUCAGGGCAAGUAUACGCAGCGAUCCAGAAACAUAGAGAAGCAGCAGGGAUCAAGGACGUGGCUAUCACGAGAAUAGAGGAGCUUCAUCCCUUCCCCUGGGCUGAGGUGAAAUCCAACCUUGAUCAGUACAAGAAUGCGAAGACGAUUGUUUGGGCGCAAGAGGAGCACUACAAUGGUGGAGCUUGGCAUUACAUACGCGAUCGACUAGACGCAGUCCUUGAUAAGACAGAUCACCUUGCUGGACGUCGCGUGCUCUUUGCAGGUCGUGGAACGAGCGCCAGUCCGGCUACAGGUCUCAAGCAUCUUCACUAUGCUGAGGAGAAAGCACUUCUUGAUGAUGUGUUUAAUGUUCAAAACUAG
Molecule: messenger RNA, 2883 nt
Organism: Fusarium odoratissimum NRRL 54006
Lineage: Eukaryota; Fungi; Ascomycota; Sordariomycetes; Hypocreales; Nectriaceae
Product: oxoglutarate dehydrogenase (succinyl-transferring), E1 component
Exons: 2
Coding region: 1-2883 (960 amino acids)
Biological process (GO): tricarboxylic acid cycle
Cellular component (GO): oxoglutarate dehydrogenase complex; mitochondrion
Molecular function (GO): thiamine pyrophosphate binding; oxoglutarate dehydrogenase (succinyl-transferring) activity
Source: RefSeq, a predicted model, not a curated record